This is a messenger RNA of Daphnia pulicaria, 1505 nucleotides long. RefSeq names its product mucin-5AC-like. NCBI's taxonomy places the organism in Eukaryota, Metazoa, Arthropoda, Branchiopoda, Diplostraca, Daphniidae. The record is from RefSeq and is a predicted model, not a curated record. The transcript has 6 exons. The coding region runs from base 236 to 1324 and encodes 362 amino acids.
CCAGCAGCAGCUUGUGUGUGCAGUUUGUGCAUAAGGCUCCUGAAGGCUCGGCGAGUGGUGAAAAACCUUUUAGCCACCUGAGAUUGUGAGAAUUGGAUUCAUUCAGACGUCGGAGACAUACAGGUGCACAACCCUCCACUACUCCGGAAGCUUUGCAGCCAACAUUUCCUGACAAGACUGAAAAGACUUUUUUGAGUUUUUGUUUCGAAACCAGAAGCUAUAGACACUUAGAAUCAUGAAGUUGAUGAUAAUUGUGUGUGCCGUAGCGAGCCUGGCCUUGGCUGCUGGCACUUUUGUCGACGAGGAUUUUACACUAGUGGACGAGCAGCAAACUAGUUCGCCUGCUGUAGAUGGCGGAGAAAUGACCGACAUUGUCAUGGCGGAGGAAUUGACCACGAAAAAGGCUAGGGUGACAACGACGACGACGACCUCGUCACCCAUAAUCGAAGCCGCUCCCGUCGACGAAGUGGAAGUCACUCCGGCCAAUAAAAUGAGGAAAACUUCCAAUCGCCCCCGAACGUCUGGCUCGCGAAGGAAGCCGUCGUCUAAAGCUAAAGCAGUUGGUGAUGCCGUCCAAGAGGAGGACAUUCCCAAGGCCGAAAUGACCAGCCCAGCUUCAGUCGACACUGCAUCAGCCCUAGCACCGAAGAAUUUCAAGCCAACACCCAAACCUCUGGAGGAAUUUCAACAAACUCAGGGCCUUAUGGAAUUUCUGAAGAAACGUAAAUUCGAACGUAUUCAAGCUUCUACCACCGAAGACCCUUUCGUGGCCAUUCUGGCCACGGCGACCAUGCCAUCAACUGAAGUGUCCGUCUCACCAGCGAGCGAGAGCGCACCUAUUCGAUCCAGCGGCGGAUCGGCCAGGAGACUGCCCACCACUAACCGCCGUUUCAGCGCCAGCGCCCGCGCCACCACGGCCGCCACCACUACGACGACAACACCCGCCACAGAAGCCCCCAUCGUGGCUGCUGCUGUCACUACCAAGCGCCCCAACCGAUUUGGCGCGUUGCGCAACAGCAAGGCUUUAGGUACGACCGCAACCACUACCGCCCAGCCAGUCACUGAGCAGCCCAAAGCGGCCGAGUCUACACGAUCGAAAUUGUUCCCUAAACGACCGGUUAACUUGCGACCGGUCGCCAACUCCAUCUCGAGGCGAAAGGACCAGGCUACUACCGCAUCGCCAACGACUCCGGCCGCUGCUGCCGUCGAGGAAGACGUCAUCAUUCCCAUUCCGGAAGAAAUCCAAGUGAUUGUCGAGCCAACAACGGCGACUCCCCUUCGCCGAACUCGCGGUCGCAUUGCUCCCCGAGUGAGUGGCUUGUAGGCGAAUUUCUUUUUCUUUUUUCAAAUCGUUCAAAAGUUUAUUUUCGCUCAUCACACGUCAUCAAGAACUGUAAUAUCAUCCACACAACAACAACAACAAAAAAAAUUGAAAAGUUGAAAAGUCCCAAGCAUAUUAUGCCCCCCCUUUUCUUCAAUACAGUUCUCUUUUAUUCCUGUUUCAA